CCAGUAUCGUCAUAUCUGUGUUCUGGAGUUAACUUCAUGAGUUAAACACUCACUUUUAGUAUCCACUUUAUUCUGGUCUGUUCUGGGGCCACUGUGCAUGAGGCAGGACUGUACACUCAAUGGAAUGCCAGUCCAUCGCAGAGCACUAUAAGCACACACACUACACCUGGGGCAAUUUAUCAUUAAUCCCAGAUUGUGAAAAAUGGCACACAGAUCGUAAGAUGCAUCAACACUUCUAGUAAUACUAUGCUACCUGAUAUAAACACCUGAGAUGACAAACGCACAGCAGUUCUAUCGGAACUUGUAGAAUGAAGAAAAGAAUUAAUCUGUAAUCACUGAUCAGUCAUUCAGAGAUCAGAUUAAGAUCAAGAUUCUUUUCCCUACGUGAUCUCAAGUUUAAUCCAGAAACCUAAACCGACAAAAUCCCCCCCCCCCCUUUUUUCUUAUAUAGUAAUCAUACUAUUUAUUCUAGCAGAUGGUGUCAGCUCAGUGAAUGAGACUGAAUAUUUUUUGUAUGCUAAGGCAGCUGGUGUGAGAAUGAAUGCUGACGAUUGCAAUGGCCGUUCUUACAUGUCAGGCAGCGGAGACUCUUCAACAGAAAGGGAGUUUUUCGCAGGGCUAAGGGGUCCCACAGUGAGCACGCCCAACAGUCAGCACUCCUCUCCCAGUCGCUCCGUCAGUGCAAAUUCCAUCAAAGUGGAGCUCUACAGCGAUGAAGAAGCAGGUAGUGCCCCACUUGCAGAAGGAGGAGGAGGAGGAGAAAGGGAUGAAGGAUGGAAGCAGGAUAAGGGUGACAUUGCAGAGGAGGUUGGUGGAGAGGUUGGAGGAGAUGUGGGUGGAGGAAUGCUCAGUCAAGGAGGGAGCAGUUCCCCUGGACCUAUUCGGCUCCCUAAUGGGAAAUUAAAGUGCGAUAUAUGUGGGAUGAUCUGCAUUGGCCCUAAUGUUCUGAUGGUACAUAAACGCAGCCAUACAGGUGAGCGGCCAUUCCAGUGUAACCAGUGUGGUGCGUCCUUCACACAGAAGGGCAACCUGCUGCGCCACAUCAAGCUCCACUCUGGUGAAAAGCCCUUCAAAUGUCCCUUCUGUAACUAUGCCUGUCGCCGCCGUGACGCACUCACAGGACACCUCCGCACACACUCCGUUUCUUCUCCAACUGUGGGAAAGCCCUAUAAGUGCAGUUACUGUGGUCGCAGCUACAAGCAGCAGAGCACACUGGAGGAGCAUCGUGAGCGCUGCCACAGCUACCUUCAGAGUCUGGACCACCAGCCUGCCCACAGUACGCAGUCUGCACAGGGUGAGGAAUGUCGUAACAUGGAUGUGAUGGCUGAUCCUCUGAUCCAGCCCUUGUCAGAAAAGAUGACCUUCAUUGAACGGGUGGCUAACAGCAUCACUAAAAGGAAGCGCUCCACACCUCAAAAGUUUCUGGGAGAAAAGCACAUGCGCCUGAACAUGUCCGAUGCACCUUACGAAAUCAACUCCAGCCCGGAGAAAGAACGGGAUGCGAUGGGUUCUCAUGCUGGAAGUGACCCUGCUGCUUUAGCUGUUAUGGGAAGCCACUACCUCCGCACUCCAAGAGGUGGAAGCGAAGAGGUUGAGUCUCCUCGCUCUCUGCGCCUGCCUCCUACUCAUCCGGCUUGUGUGUCCGAGUUUACCCCUGUCAUCAGCUCUGUCUAUAGCCACAUCACACCUUUAGGCCAGCGGCUGAACUGUGCAGGGGGAAUCAACAUGGUACUGCCAGGCCGAGAGGCAGGCGAGGGCCAUGAAGAUGUGCCCUCAGGUCGCAGCCACGGUGCCUCACCCAGUAAUGGCUGCCAGGACUCCACAGAUAACGAGAGCACGACAGAGGAGCAAGGCAUCGGCCCUGGUGCUGCUAACCAUCGAGGACGCGAGCGCCACAGUCCUAGUCACGCCAAAGAAACAGAAAAGGAAGGGGAGCGAGACAGACCGGGCUUACUGGCUAAAGGGGGCCCUCGUUCUCCACCCUCGUCCAGUUUGGCCGUGCAGGUGGUGGACGGUGAGGGGCGGCCAGUGCGCUCGUUCCGCUGUGAGCACUGUCGCAUCUUCUUCCUGGACCACGUCAUGUUCACCAUCCACAUGGGCUGCCAUGGCUUCCGACAGCCUUUCGAAUGCAACAUCUGCGGCCACCGCAGCCAGGACCGCUACGAAUUCUCCUCGCACAUCGUCCGAGGAGAGCACCAAGUGGGCUGAACCACUUGGGAGUAGGGGUGGGAGGGUUGGCACGCAGGCAGGACGGGUAUUUCAAAGUGGGAAAGAAGAAGGUAAGGAGGGACAGACGCUGCUUUCAGAUGAUACGGAGUCCAGUUUGGUCUGCACCAGAUGAGGAGGGGGGACAUACUGAGCACUUGCUUUAAGUAUUAGUGAACAGCAGGCUUUCGAUUUUGAAGGCUAACUGGCACAGGUGCACAGGGAGUAAUGCCUGUGCUUAAAGAAAUCAAAUUUAGAGGAGUUUGAUUAGAACCGUGGGACCGAAUCCCACUCUCUGUUUUAACUCCCAAAUCAAUCCAUUUGGCAAGACGCACCUGUUUUGCUUUAGAAGUGCCUUUCUUCAGUGGGGUUUACCUUUUCUGGGUUAGAUAGAGAAACCUGGUGCUCUAGCAUGCUGCAGCAGGAGGCAGGGGUCAGUGAAAUCUUGCUAGCAGCAUUUCUGUACUGCAUUUUACAGGUUGUGAUGAGUGUGUGAGAUUGUGUGAGUGACCUGAAAGAGUGAAAUGAGAUCCACAGCUGUAGUACAGUCUAAAGUGUACAGACUUUGUGUUUGGACUCCUUUUAUGGUAAUUUUAAAGUCUGUGGAAUUUAGAGGACUCAGGGAGGACACAAGGGACUGAAGGAAAGAACUACGAAGUAGCACCACCAACUGCAGGCCUCUAUGACUCAGAGAGAAAGGAGAUUUGUGUGUUAGCCAUAUAAACGGAGCACACACACACACAUUGCCUUAAGUAGUUGCUUUAUAUUAACCCUGCAUUAUUUCGUAGAAUUGAGUAUGCUGUUAAAUGUUGUGGUUUCAGAAGGCACCACAAAACAUGUCUUUAAACCUGAGACGGCACAACGCUUAUUAGGUGGUUUUAAAAAUUAGGCAAGGUAUUAAACAGUAUAUAUAUAUAUAUAUAUAUAUAUAUAUAUAUAUAUAUAUAUAUAUAUAUAUAUAUAUAUAUAUAUAUAAAAUUGUUAAUGCUAAAUGUCUUCUAAGUAGAAAUUAACUUGAAGAAAAAUUUUGCCUUAGUUUUGGAGUGUUCCGCAGUGGAUAACCUUGGUCCUGCCCAGUUCCUGGACUUGCUGGUUUCCUUUGUGCCUCAGAAAUCGAUUGUUGUUUUUAUCUAGAAGACCUCACCUCAGUGGCGAUGAUACAGUUCAUUGCAUUUGCUCUUCAGGACUAUAGAGGAGCGUUUUGCAUUAUUCUUGCAGUACGAAGUCCCCCUUAUAUCCAGCCUGUGCGACAAAACUGUUGUUGAAACAAUUGCCUAGCUUUAGUUAAUAAGGUACGUUUGUUCACAAUAUAAUGGGCUAAAUGCUGCACACUAGGCGAUUGCAAACGGGUGUAACAAACCAUAGCGCAGUAAAUGGAGCCUUAACCUGCUGGUGCAGAUCAAACAAAGACCCAUAUUACAUUCUGUGACUCUGAUGAAUGAUGAGGAGGGGUUGAUACCUCGGAGGAGGUUUGCACUUUUCUAACUCUCUGCUUAAAUGUGAGUGUUUUCGCUGGGGCUGUCGGGUUGGGCAGGCAGAUGGGGAUAGGGUGGGGUGGGUUCAGGUUUGGUGGGGCUCUUUUUAAAGGCUUUAGGAGAUCCUACUGUAUUUAAUGGUGACUGAGCUUUGGAACAUAUUCUUUUGCUUUCUGAAAUUGCUCGAUUGCACUGACUUCUGAUAAAAAUGCUAUUUAGGAAAAAUAAGUACAAAUUUGAUACUAUGUAGGUUAUAAAGACAAACAGUGUGUUGUUUUUAAAGUUCUAUAAAUACUAUUUUCCUAAUGAAAGGAAUUGUCACAAAGGGUUUCAGAGCAGAAAAAUUCUCCUUGUGUUGUAAAAUCGGUGCUUGGUUGUUUGUGUGGCUUCUGCCCUUAAUUAUUGGCCUUGUAUCCUGUACGCUUGUCCUGUGUGAACAUGUCGCAUACGAAAUAACAUGACCACGGUACACUUCAUUCCCAAAGGCGACAGAUUGCUGCGGGACAAGAGUAAAAUUAUUAUUGCAGAAUUUUGUACCGUCCUGGCAAGAUAUUGUGGCCUGUUUUAGUCCUUUAUUGCACAAAGUGAGAUAAAGCACCAAUGAACAAAUUUUGAGAAUAUCCAAGAGUUACAUGUUUGAGGUUCGUUCCUGUACCGCCUUUUCAAUCGUGGACAGUGCUUAAGGAUACUUGGAUGUUGUAGCAUGUUUGUCACUCAGCGUUUGUGAAGAUGGUCGGCUAUUUCCCAAACCUGCUUAUGUGUGAUCCCCUAAUCUAGUGUUAGACUUCCUGCUAGCUAAAAUGCAUCCGGAGACCUCUUAAUCUUAAUGUGUGUUUGGAUUCAUGCCAGUGAAAGCCUCCAGAGUGAAUGAGUUCUGAAGUAUACUCUAAACGAGACCAAAACCAGUAUUUCCUCUACAACGUUAAGUCGAUAGCUUUGCACCCUUCAUAGCUGAAGAGAAUUCAUCCUCCUCCUACCAAACGUAAAAAUGUACUUGAAGAUAUUUAAGAAACAAAACAUCAAAUAUAUGAUACUUCACAAUGCACUUAAUGGUUAAUGAAAUGAAUUUAUGUAAAUAAGUACAUGGUAUGUAUGAGUCAGAAGGUAGCAUGUGUGCUUAUUUGUUUUGCUGGAAAUCUGGAACUGUUCAGCUUGUAUAUCGGCUGCAAAUCUUCCCCCAUGUUCCUCUUCCACAGCCUCUGUUUUCUCCCCUCAAAAGGUUUUCCCCCCUGACCCUUAUGUGUGAUGAACUUAAAUGAAUAUUUUUAAAUGAACUGUGAAGCAACCAUCACAAGCAAGUGCGAGUGUGUGAGCAUUUUCGUGAGGCAGGGGUUACACUCCCUUUCAUACUUACAGGCUUUCUCCUGGGCUCAAUGUUUUUAAAGGCUUUGUGAAAAAAAAUGUAUAUGACAAAGAAAAAACUCUUUACCUCAAAUUUGUUAAAAUAAAAAAACUGCCUCAUGUUCUUUAAAAAGGUGUGUUGGUUUUAAGAGGUGUUGUUUGGUUUUGUUUUUAAGGAGUGACCCAGCAUUCAGUUGAAGUAAUUUUUCAUGUCCAAUAAAGUAAUGUUUGUCGUAUCUCCUGUCCACUUAAACAUCUCCGCUAUUGUUUUCCAUUUUGCUUUUUGUGCUGUUAAGCUUUGAACUCACGAGAUAUGCAGAAAAGUGUGAAAUGAUUGAAUAUCAUCAUUUGCAAAAAAUCUUUAAAUAUUAGAUGGACAGAUAAAAUGAGAUUCUCACAACGAGGAGUGUAUGAAUAAUUUCAGCUUAUUUUUUUUACUCCGCAACAUCUACUGCUUAAAUCUCCUAACAUUUACUGUGCUUUUAUCCUAAAAAUUGCGUUAACAUAUUGUUAAAGGGUAAUAGUUCAUACCAAAGGAAAUUUGAUUAUGCAAUUUACUGCCAGUUUUAGAAAAGUUUUUUUUUUUUUUUUAAUUAGCCAGUAGUCAAAAGUUAAAUUCUCCGAUCUGGAUUAGAUCAUGAUUUUAGCUUUAAACCGCUACAAUGGAAUUGACUUAGUCAGCCAGCUUUAAUCCCACUUCUCCACGUACAUAGACUGUGAUUAAGAAUCAGAAUCAGGUUUAUUGGCCAAGUGUGUUCUGGAAUUUAGAUUAAACUGUUUGUGACUACAUUUAUUUUUUUUACAUAGUCACAACACCAGGAUAUUUUGCGUUUUUUUUUUUUUCAUUUAUGGGCAUGAAGGGUUAACCAUUCUGAAUAUUAAGAGGAGCCUUCCAGUUUUUUAUGCCAUCUUUGUGUAUGUUUGGAAUCAGUGAUCAUUUCUUAGAUAUUAAGAGAUUUAAAGUAGAUGAUUUGGCUGUAGCAUAGUAAUGAAUUUUACAAAAGCCAUACCAGGACAAACUGCCCAGCAAGCAAAAAAAAUUCAUUGAGUAAGAUCACAUGAUCCACAUAUUUGAUUUGGUGUAGUUUGUACACCAGAUGCCCUUCCUGACACAACCCUCCCAUUUUAUCCAGGCUUGAGACCGGUGCUGAGAUAGCUGGGUUAGCUCCCUACCUGGGAAUUGAACCUGGGCUGUGGCAAAGAGAGUGUGGGAUCCUGACUCUGGACCAUCUGCAGGUUCUCAUGAUGAACAUAUACAAGCCACAAAUUACCAUUUAUUUAAAAGGUCAUUUUCAAAAGAAAUAUCUGAGAAUUCUUCAUUGCAAUCAUUGCAUCAUCAUGCAUCCUUUUCUUUGGAGACCUUUUAUCCUAUUGUAAAGUGUGAAAAAAAAAGAAAAAAAGAAUGAAAAAAAAACCCCACACGCAAUCCACAUGGUUUUAUGGGGUAUUAUUUAUUUACGUACAAACAUCAGCGAAAUGUUCCAAUUCACAUGGGUUUGGCAGGAACUCUUGGGGCAGCACCCUAAAGAAAAACAAAAUGAGCAGUGUGAAAUGUCAGUGAAGCUAUUAGCACACCUGUAGAGUUAACAUGUACUGAUUCCUUCUAGCAAAAUCCAGAUUCUCUAACUUCUCUCCAGUCUGUGUGUCUGUGUUAAACUUACCGCAGGUCUGAAGCGAGGAGGUGGCGUGCGGUCCUUCCUGGCUUCGCGCGAUCGGUUCCUUACAACUUUGCUGUGGAUGGCGCAGCUCACGCAGUAAUGAAGCUUAACAUACAGCUUUGGCAACACAUAGG
Molecule: messenger RNA, 6813 nt
Organism: Tachysurus fulvidraco (yellow catfish)
Lineage: Eukaryota; Metazoa; Chordata; Actinopteri; Siluriformes; Bagridae
Gene: ikzf4
Product: IKAROS family zinc finger 4
Exons: 8
Coding region: 538-2208 (556 amino acids)
Biological process (GO): regulation of transcription by RNA polymerase II
Molecular function (GO): DNA-binding transcription factor activity; RNA polymerase II cis-regulatory region sequence-specific DNA binding
Source: RefSeq, a predicted model, not a curated record